Mugil cephalus (flathead mullet) is the source of this 2822-nucleotide messenger RNA. It is a transcript of the gene c2h22orf23, whose product is annotated as chromosome 2 C22orf23 homolog. Lineage: Eukaryota; Metazoa; Chordata; Actinopteri; Mugiliformes; Mugilidae. Bases 2023 to 2622 code for a protein of 199 amino acids. The transcript has 7 exons. The record is from RefSeq and is a predicted model, not a curated record.
AACUCAACGUCUUCCUGUUUCUGUGGGUUUCAGGGCAGAGAAUCUGAUGAAUGACAAGCUUUUCAUCCUGUAAAUAACACAUACAUGCCGUGUGACCAUCAUUUAUUACCACUCUGAACAUAUUUUUAGUAUCCUGCAUGUAUCGUAACAUGAGCAACAACAUGCUGUGAGAUAAAUACGCUUUCUGAGUUCUUCAGCGUGUGAAGAUGAUAUAUUUUAUAGUUUCACGAGAUAAUACUAACUUCAUAUAGUUGAGUUGGGUGAAAUAUAGAAAAUACAGACACACGCACACGAUAAUGACGACUGGAUUGAUAAAUAAAAGUUGUAUACGUGUAUGUUUGUGAAACUUGAGACCACAGACGAUCAUCCUGUUUUGAUUUGUCAAGUGAAUAUCUGAAAGAAAAGCUGAUUUCAUAUUGCACACAGCAUAAUUAACAAUUUGUCUAUAAUUGAUUCUAGAACAGGCAAAUUAAGACAAUAUGCAAAAGAGCCAGUUAAAAUAUAUUGUAUAAUAACUUAAAAUGAAGGCAUUUAACAGCAGUCUCAUUUGAAAACUUUGACAACACAACAAUUCAUUUCAAACAAAUACAAAUGGAAAGAUAAAUGAAAAAAUAUCAGGCAGCUACAGAAAUUACACCCACUUCAAAAAAACCUUAAAAGAAUUAUCCAUAUUUCCAUUAGCUGCAGUCACGAAGAAAUUGCACAUGUAAAAUACAUCCUACAGGCUAAUGGUGCACACACUGUCUUCGGUCAUUAUCAGAUGAUGGACCACUAUCGAAUAAAGCACUCUUUGGCACACAGUGCAUGAGUACAUGUACAGUGUGUGCACCUUUUAUUGUAUGUAAUGUGUUCACAAAGACUUCCUUUUAUGUUGAUUUUUAUAGCAAGACUGCCCACAGUCUCUUAGUGUGAACCUGUAAGUCACUAACAAACAUAGUAGACAGAUGGUUAAUAUAAACAGAAAUACUAAAAAAUAAUAAUAGAUGUGUCAUAAUUAAUGGUUAGAGCCUGCAAUAAAUUGCGAAUCCUUCUAAUUCUAUUAGUUUAACCCGUACACAGGUCGGUAUCUGCAUUCCCAGUGAGGACAUGUGGUUCUGAGAAGACCUGUGUGUUAAAGGUGAUUAUAUUCUGGCUUCUGUUUAUCUGUUGACAGGAGGCAAAGACAGGCUGCUGUCUUUCUACAGAUAAUGGAGCCCUGACUGCUGCUGAUCCCUGAUGACUAGCCCUCCACUGAUAAAGACUCUGCCUCUGAGUGACGACUGCACAAGACAUCUAGUGUGCAGGCUGGAAAUUCUGGCGGUCACCUCAACAGAACGAUCAACUUAUGACCUUAAACACGUCACAGACAAGUCUGUUUGUUUGAAACAUGAGGGUUCACUUUAUUCACAGUUCCCAGCUUAGUGGUCAGAUACUUGGAACACUUUUCUUUUAUUCUCCAAUAAAUAAAAAGCAUAAAUUACUGAAAAAUAUUUUAAAAAUGUCCUCAAAAUAUCCCUUUUCAUUAAUACAAUGGUAAUUCCCAUUAUAGACCUUUGCAGCUGUACAUAUUGAAUUUAUUUUAAUAUUUUAUUAUUUCUUCCGGUAUUGUUAUGAUAGACAUAUAGACAUAUUCCAUACGAGGAAUAAAAUUACAAAAUGUUUCAGGCACAAAUUGUUUAUUUUGUUGGUGUUUUCAUUACUGAUAGAAGUGUCAACCAUUAAAAACGACCUGUCUCCAUCUAGUGGCCAAUUCUUGUCACAGCGCCCCUAACAAUUAAAUGUAUUUUUUUUCUUUUUCUUGUUUUUGCUUUUUUAUUAUUAUUUUUUAAAGGUCAGUGUUGGGAAAGAACAUCUAAAUUAUAGUGAUUUUUAUAAAAAAAAAACUGUAGAGUUAUAACACUAUAUUUACUGAGCUUUUAAAAGGAAGGACUGGCUACUUGGUUACUAUAGCAACAGGCUAUACACAGACGCCGCCGUCUUCCUGUCUGGAGUUUGUAGUUAGUGUGUUUACAGUCCAUAUGAAGGACUUGCCAUAAAAACGUGAUGGAGGCCUCCUCACAUUUUACACCUGGCAGGGGAUUGUGGAACAACCCCAGAGCCACUCAGAGCAGCAAGGAGAGCCAGGACAUGCUGAGAUUAAUGAAGCAGGAAUCAAGGCUUACCAACUUCCAGAGAAAACAGAUUAACAAAUCCUCAAAGAAUGAACCCGCUUUGCCUCUGACCUGGAAUACUGCACCAUCUUCACAAACUAAAUUUGUGCAGAAACACAUCUCAGGCCAUUCACAGAGACGCAGCGCAGAAUGUUGUCGGUCGGGAAACAGCUACACAAGAGAGAUGUUUCGUCCUGGUCCUACACGAGACUUAGAAAAAGAGAAGAGGAGGCUUCAGAAUAUCUUGGCGACAGGGCAGGAAGAGAUCAGAGUUGCAUCUCGUGAGAAAGUCCCAGCAAAGUGCACCACUGAAAAGUCAGAGGAGGAACAGAGAUAUGAGGAAGUUCUGAAUGGAAUAGAGGAGAGAAGACAGUUUCUGGCAGACAUGGCUUCUCUGGGUCAGGAGAGGGAGUAUAUCGGCAUAAUCGACACGGAGAUAUCACAGAAAAUUCGAGAGCUGGAGUUGUUGGAAAAGACCAGCCGUCCCAAGUAGGACGCAAUAACAGAGGAGUUCAUAACAGACAAUAACAUUCAGCAGUUUCAGUCUGACAACCACCAUUUUUAAACCCCUCACCAUUCAACACAAUGACGUGUGAAUGAGGCGAGUAAAGUGUGUGAACUUAAAGCCAAUCGCUGCCUUGUGCUCCAGCUUUUUAAGUCCAUUAAACCUGCAACAACUAUGUUAUACAUACA